AUGGCAAGGGCAAGGGCUAAGCUCAUGAUCUAUGGUUCAGCAGCAAAACAGUAUGCAAGAGUGUGGGACUAUGUGAAGGCUCUUAUGCAGUACAACCCUGGUACUGAGUGUAAUGUUGUAGUUGAUGGAUUAGAGCAGAUUGAACCCCCCAUUAUUCUUGAGAAUAUUUUGGUUGCAGUUGGUAAGGAUGGCAAUAACAACAUUUACCCUAUUGCCUGGGCUACAGCUGAAAUUGAGAAUACAGAGACUUGGGUUUGGUUUCUUGAGAGUUUGAUGAAAGCCCUGAAAGAUGAAGAAAGAGGCCUGGGAUAUACCUUUAUAUCUGAUAGGCAAAAGGGCUUGGUAGAAGCUUUGCACCAGGUUGUUCCUUAUGCAGACACAAGGUAUUGUUUUGACUUUGAAGUAGCAAUGGAGUCAAUUAGGUUCUUGUCUGAGGAAGAUUUUGAAUAUCUAUCUGACAUCCCAGCCAAACAUUGGUCCAGACAUGCCUUUAGCACAUUCCCAAAGUCAAACAUGUUGCUCAACAACAUUUGUGAGACUUUUAAUGUUGUAAUGAAAGAAGCUAGGGAUAAGCCUAUUUUGACUCAAAUGGAGUGGCUUAGGAGGUAUGCCAUGAAAAGAAACAAUGACAAAUGGGAAGCUUUUCUGAAAAUGGAAGGGAAGGUUGUUCCUUAUGUCAAGAAGGUUUUUCAAAGGAUAGAACCAGUUGCAAGGCAUUGCAUUGUGCAACUGUCUAGGGGUGACAGUUAUGAGGUUCAACUCAAUUCUGACCAAGUAACAGUUGACCUGAACAAGGCAACAUGCACUUGCUUCCAUUGGGAACUGCUUGAGAUCGCACCUAUGCCUGGUCCACGCCAUUGGGAAAGGGUUAAGCUGAGGCAACCACUACCACCAGCCAUCAAGGUACAGCUUGGGAGGCCUAAGUCUAAGAAGAGGAAGUUGGAACAGGGAGAAAUGGGUGGGCAGAACCAACAAGUGCAGCAGCCACUCAAUAGGAGGGCCACUUGUAAGAACUGUGGCCAGCUUGGCCACUAUGAUAAGACCUGCAAAAACCCUCCUCUCACACCUGUAGUAGUGUCUUCACCAAAGAAAGAAGGUGGAAGACCCCAUUUGGACACUAACUGGGUGAAAAACCAGAGAAAGAGGAGAGUAGAAAAAGCUUUGAAAAAGAGUGCAGUUGGUGGUACACCUGGUCCAAACAGUAUUGGCAGCAAGAGGUUCCCUCAGGAAGAGCAGCAGAGGAAGCAACAACAACAGCAGGACACUCAGUAG
Chenopodium quinoa (quinoa) is the source of this 1272-nucleotide messenger RNA. RefSeq lists its product as uncharacterized. Gene Ontology annotation, molecular function: zinc ion binding; nucleic acid binding. The coding region runs from base 1 to 1272 and encodes 423 amino acids. The record is from RefSeq and is a predicted model, not a curated record. The transcript is spliced from 6 exons. NCBI's taxonomy places the organism in Eukaryota, Viridiplantae, Streptophyta, Magnoliopsida, Caryophyllales, Amaranthaceae.